Molecule: messenger RNA, 2725 nt
Organism: Salarias fasciatus (jewelled blenny)
Lineage: Eukaryota; Metazoa; Chordata; Actinopteri; Blenniiformes; Blenniidae
Gene: dnajc21
Product: DnaJ heat shock protein family (Hsp40) member C21
Exons: 12
Coding region: 298-1920 (540 amino acids)
Cellular component (GO): cytoplasm
Molecular function (GO): nucleic acid binding; zinc ion binding
Source: RefSeq, a predicted model, not a curated record
AAUUCUCGCGAGAUUUAGCGGCAUCCAAGUAGCGCCCCAUUCUGAGACGAUAAAAGAUCAUAUCUGACCUAAAAGCGGUUAUCAGCGACAGGGGACAUCAUUCAGAUCUGAAUAUAGAAGUCCGAAACUAAAUAGAUAUGUUGCUGCGACACUAAUAGUACGGAAUAUUCAGCGAGAUAAAACAUAGCCGGGAGCCGGUUCACUAGCAUGCCGCAGCUAGCUGGAUGCUAACGUUAGCCUCUCUGAGCACAACGUGAAGAUCUUCAGUGUUCGUCCUCUAGUCUUGUUUCUUUAACCAUGAAGUGUCACUACGAAAUUUUGGGAGUGAAACGGGACGCAGGGGACGAUGAUCUAAAGAAGGCGUACCGCAAAUUAGCCCUCAAAUGGCACCCAGAUAAAAACCUGGACAAUGCUGAGGAAGCAGCAGAGCAUUUCAAGUUGAUUCAGGCAGCUUACGAUGUCCUGAGCGAUCCACAGGAGAGAGCAUGGUAUGAUAAUCACAGGGAGGCACUGCUGAAGGGUGGGCUGAGUGGAGAUUAUGAAGAUGACAGCAUUGACCUGCUGCAGUACUUCACAGUCACCUGCUACUCUGGCUAUGGAGAUGAUGAGAAGGGCUUUUACGCAGUUUACAGGAAUCUUUUUGAAUCCAUUGUCAAAGAGGAGAUGGAGAACAGCAGGGUGGAUGAUGAAGAGGAGGAGCAGGAGGAGUUUCCUCCGUUUGGAGACUCUCAGAGUGAUUAUGAUACCGUCGUGCACCUGUUCUACGGGUACUGGCAGAGCUUCUGCACUCGCAAAAACUUUGCCUGGAAGGAGGAGUACGACACCAGGCAGGCGUCCAACCGCUGGGAGAAGCGAGCCAUGGAGAAAGAGAACAAGAAGACCAGAGAGAAGGCCCGGAAGGAGCGCAACGACCUGGUGCGGCAACUGGUGGCCUUCGUCCGCAAGCGGGACCGCCGUGUGCAGGCCCACCGCAAGCUGGUGGAGGAGCAGAACGCCGAGAAGGUCAAGAAGGUGGAGGAGCUGAGGCGGCAGCAGAAACUCAAACAGGCCAAGCUGGCAGAGGAGUAUAAGGAGCAGAGCUGGGCGGCCAUGUCUGAGCUCGAGAAGGAGCUGCAGCAGAUGGAAGCUCAGUACGGAAAGGAGUUUGGAGACGCAUCGGAGAGCGAGGAAGAGGAGCCGGACAUGGAGAAAAACAGUGAAGAGGGGGGAGAAGCAGAUCAGCCUGAUGAAGACGCCAUGAUGAUCGACGACUUCGACGAUCUCUACUGUCCGGCCUGUGACAAAUCCUUCAAGUCAGACAAAGCUAUGAAGAACCACGAGAAAUCCAAAAAGCAUCGGGAGAUGGUAGCGUUGCUACGACAACAGCUGGAGGAAGACGAUGACUUAGUCGGUUUGAACGUAGACGGAAAAGAGGGGACAGAGGAUGAACUGGAGCAACAGGAGGAGGAAGAGGAGGAAGAAAAGCCGAGACAGAAGCUGUCCAAAAAGCAGAAGAAGAAAAAGAAACAGCAGAAAGUCGCACAACAAAGUGCUUCAGAGGAGGAGGAGAAAGACGAGGAGAAGGCGGCGCCGACGGCGCCGACCUCCUGCCAGGAAGAGACUCCCGAGAAGCCUGCGGACGCCGCAGAGCCUGAGAAGCAAGACGAGGAUCUCCCUGCCCAACAAGCCAAGAGCAGCUCUGGAAAGACCAAAGGAAAGAAGGGAGGAGGGAAGGACAAACCAAAGAACGUCAAGCCACAGACAGAAGAACAGUUUCCUGAGAAAGAACUGAUCCUUCGCUGCGUCACAUGCAACAACGAAUUCCCCACGAGAAACAAGCUGUUUGACCACCUGAAGACCAGCGGCCACGCCACCGCUCUCUCCGGCGCUCCUCAGAGCUCCACGAGCAAAAGUAAAAAAGACAGGAAGAAGAACAGAUAGCGCACCUCAGCGUGAACUGAAAGAGUCUGACUCUGAAAUAUGGCUGGGAGAAACGUCUCAGGAGUCUGGAAAGAUGGCUGGCUGAGAACACAGGCUGCUGCUGCUUCCUUUUUUUUUUGUUUUUAUUUAACACUGCACUCAGAUCAGUGAAGAACUUGAGUCUUCCAGACUGAAACGAUUGAUAUUCAUAGAGAACGUCCUUGUCGGUCAUUCUGAGAGUGAUUCUGUAAAUUCAUAUUUGAACAACCCUGCAAUCAUUUCUGGAAAACACUUCAUGUAAAAUACUUUAUUUUGAUCCUAAAGGAAAAAAAAACACAUGCCUGUUUUUAUUGAAUAAUUGCUGCUUUAUUGGUGGAACUAAAUAUUUUAAGUAGUCUGAAUGCCUGCAUCUCUUUUAAAUGCACAAAAUGUUGCUGACUCGCAGUGAUAAUGGUGUUUUCAGUCAUGAUCAUGAAGCUGUUGAAGGCAGAAAUUCAACUAAAUGAGCUCAAAACAUUGCAAUUUGUCUCUUAAAGAUUUCCAGAUAUGAAGUCCAUCAUUUUCUGUUCUUCAUCUCACUUUAUGUCCAUGUAAUGACUAACGGGUCUGAUUUAAAAACUCCCAGGAGGAAACUUACACCUUCCUUGGCUGGAUGCAGAAUAUCUGAAAUGGUCAAAAUAACACCAGAUUAAACCAAGUAAAGAAACCCACAGUAUCGCCUGUCACAUCUUUAAGUAAAAAUGCUUCAUAGAGGGAAAUCUCAGGAGCUCAUCUGGUGCAACUUCUAUUUGCUCCUCAUUGGUUAUAAAGUAUUCAUCCCCUUUUA